AGGCGUUUGGGCAAUUUCUCAUUCUUUAGAUAACACCCACCCAGCCCACUUUCUGUAUUUGUUGUCCUGCCCUUUUUCGCAGUAAUUAUCUGCAUCUAUGUCUUCUUCGAGGGGUUUUUAUGACGGACUGUUGGUGGAUAUUGUUUAUAACGUCCCGAACAAGUGGUGGCUCCAUCGAGAUCUGUCUGGGUAGGGAUUGCCGUCUUCAAACGGUGCACUUGUCCACGAGACUCCGCCAGUUCCUACCUGCCUGACUCUUCUGCGUUGGGUCCUACCUGCUUUCUUGCCUUAAUAACCAUAUAGGGUAGUACGAAUGUUCAGAUGCAGAGAUAACAUAUCGUCCCUUCUCUCAAAGCUGGCCUUCCUCGACUUUCGCAACUACGAACCAUUCGAAUCAAACCAAUAUGUCUUCCCGCCCCAACCUUAACCGACCAUCCAUGAACCACUAUGACUUCCCACCUCGCGAUCCACCUACAAAUGAACCCUUACGUCGUCCGAGAGCCAAUUCAAGAUUUCCCGAUUUUGAACCUAUCAGAAUUCCACCGGUUGAAGUCGAGACAAGUUCUGACGACGAUAUACCUGUCUCUAAGUCGAAGCGACCCUCACAACACUCUCGCUCAAUGAGCCACCCAUUUCCUUCGUUAUUUUCAAGCAAGAAGAGGAAAAAUUCCCGGAUUGGCGAACAGUCUGGGAAUGAUGACUUUUCCGAUGGCACUAGCCCUCAGCGGAGAGCACAGAAUGUCCCACCACAAAAUGUAGCUCCUAGGAGGGCACCACCACGUGGGCCUGUAGACUUUGCGACAGGGAACUGUAUGACAUGUGCUAGUUUGGUUAGGUGGCCCAAGGAACUCAACGUCUUCAGAUGUACUAUCUGCUUGACAAUAAAUGAUCUCAAACCAUACGAGCUCGUUGCCGGCUUUACGGGUGCUCAACCUAGCACCAGUCAUGCUUCACAGCCAAAUGAAACCGAGCUCGGCCCCUCACGGCCUCCAUUGCAGCCUCCAAACUCAAUACAACUUGAUCGUACGAGACAAAUCAUUAAACAAUGUCUACGUUCUUCCUUAGAAUUUUGGACGACGACUUCCGCAUCUCCAGAGCGCUCCGAAAUCCGACACGGUCGAACCCCUUCUAGGCCAUCGAAUGGGUAUCUAGCUCCCUAUGGAUCUCCAAGUAAGCAGGGUAAUCCUCCCGCUUCGAGCACCAGUCCGCCUGGCUUUAUCUAUAAUGCGGUGUUUGACGACUUCGCCGACCUCAACCUCGAACCGAAUCCACUCAAUAAUAACAUGUCUAUGGCGAGAUCUUACUCUUCAUCAUUCCCCGAUGCUAGAAGUUCCACUUUCCCGCCAAAUGCUCAGACGAGUGGGCGUACCCCUAAGCCAGAUGCCACUAUUCCAGAGCUAGAACCCAAGAGAAUAUUCAAGAAACUAGAAGAAUAUCUUAUUUUAUGCUUCAGCUCUCAUUCGUGUAUCAACAAUUCAUUUGUCACUCGACAUAUGAGUGCUAAUUCUAGACUACCCUCUGAACCUGUCAAGAGGCGGGAUGUUGAAACUAGGAAGGAACCAGCCCGCGAUGACACCCCUAUAUCGGAACUCGAUCCCAAACUGCUGCUUCUGGGUGACUUUGCGGAGAAUGGCACAUGGUGGACGGGAAGCCAAGAAGAAUCUUUGCCUUCAAGGAAUCCGGCGCGGCGGAAGGAUGAAAUUCCCUCGAUUGUAACCGCUAAAUCCCCUCGGAUUGAUUGGGGUGCAAUUAUUGAGUGGUAUUAUGCGGUGACUAAUGUGGCCGAGGCGUGGCCAGGCAUCUACGCCGAGCUUCUACAAACCAACCCGUCUCAGAAGUUGACAGAAGAAAGGCUACAACAGUUCGAAUCACUAAUUGUUACGGCUCAAGAACACAUCCAGCGGGUUUUAUUGAAGUGCACGGAAACUCUGCUAAAGCGACCUGGUCGACAAUUGAAGGAGCCUCAGGAUGUCCGCUUCUUGCUCUUGAUGCUAACUAAUCCACUCCUCGUGUCCGGGUCUAAGUCGUACAGCGGCCAAUAUCAACCUGCGGGCAAGGGCAAGGGCUUGGUUCCAGACCGGGAUCUAGAGGCUCAACCCAAAUCUACUUCUGGACGGCAUUCUGGAAUCAUAAAAAGGAUCUUCGGUCUGCUGGCGAACUCAUCGGAACAAUGCCAUCAUCAUUUAAUCACAUGGCUUUCCAGAUUACCGGAACACCUCUUCCUUCAAACGAAGGACCUUGUUAGCGGCUUUGUGACGUAUCGUCUAAACCGACAGAACGAGAAGAGGGUGGAACCUCAAAUUGAUGUGACUGGCGGGUUGAUUCCCCAAAUGUCUAACUCCCGUGCCGGCAAUUCACCAGCAACAUUGCAUGCUGCUCUGGAAGCGACGAAGUCUAAAAAGCAGAAGCAACCCAUUGAACCGAAUCGUGCCGCGUACACGGAUGAUUGGCAAAUCAAGGCCGCCGCGAAAGUAAUGGCCCUUCUAUUUUCCGCCAAUAGCCUGACGCAUGUCCGACAUAAUGACGGACCAGAUGGGCGUAGCUAUGGUCAUCUACUGUCAACAAGCGAUUUUUAUAAUACGCUAGUCGACUGCUUGGACUUCAAGGCCGAUUUUGAACUAUGGGAGUCAAAAAGAGGCAGGUUUGCCUUCUGUCAAUACCCGUUCUUUCUAAGCAUUUGGGCGAAGAUACGAAUAUUGGAAUUCGACGCUAAAAGGCAAAUGGCUGGAAAGGCAAGGGAGGCCUUCUUCGACAGUAUUUUGACUCAUAAGAUUUAUGCGCAAUACUUGGUCCUUAAUAUUCGUCGAGAGUGCUUGGUCGAGGACAGUCUCAAAAAGGUGAGUGAAGUUGUCGGCAGUGGUAGCGAGGAUAUCAAGAAAGGUCUACGAAUUGAAUUUCAAGGGGAAGAAGGCGUCGACGGCGGAGGACUCCGGAAAGAGUGGUUCCUUCUUCUCGUAAGGGAGGUGUUUAAUCCAGACCAUGGACUCUUCGUGUAUGAUGAGGAUUCGCGAUUCUGCUACUUCAACCCGAACACUUUUGAGACAUCCGAUCAGUACUUUCUCGUCGGUGUGGUGCUCGGGUUAGCUAUAUAUAACUCGACAAUUUUGGAUGUUGCUUUCCCACCCUUUGCUUUUCGAAAGCUGCUUGCAUCCGCUCCUCCACCCGCUGCUGGCGCACCUGCCCACUCACGACCGACAAUGAACUACACCCUGGACGAUUUGGCCGAAUUCCGUCCAGCCCUCGCAAGAGGUCUCCGACAACUUUUGGAUUUCGAGGGGGAUGUUCAAUCCACUUUCUGCCUUGACUUCGUAAUCGAAACCGAGAGGUACGGUACCAGGGUUAGAGUGCCUCUCUGCCCUGGAGGCGAAAGCAAGAUGGUAACAAAUAGCAAUCGACGAGAAUACGUUGACCUUUACGUCAGAUAUUUACUGGACACUUCGGUCACCCGACAAUUUGAACCUUUCAAGCGAGGCUUCUUUACCGUAUGCGCUGGAAAUGCAUUGACACUUUUUAGACCGGAGGAAAUUGAGCUUCUUAUCCGUGGUUCUGAUGAACCAUUGGACAUCAGCUCGUUGCGGGGAGUCGCAGUUUAUACGGGCUGGCCAAAACACAUAAACCCCGAGAGAGAGCCGACGGUGCAGUGGUUCUGGUAUACAUUCGAAAAGGCUUCGCCCAUAGAUCAACGACGGUUAUUGUCAUUCAUAACCGGAAGUGAUCGUAUCCCCGCUAUGGGUGCGACAUCCCUUGUUAUAAGAAUAAAUCUUUUAGGCGAAGAUGAAGGGAGAUUCCCUUCGGCAAGGACAUGCUUUAAUGUCUUGUCACUAUAUCGCUACACGUCGCGAAUGAGAUUAGAGAAGUCACUGUGGCGGGCGGUCAACGAGAGCGAAGGUUUUGGGCUCAAGUGAGCUUGGGUUGUAAGUUUAUGACAGCAUUGCUUUGGCGUUUUUUCGGGCUUCGAACGACCACGGGAAGAUAAUGUGGCCGGGGUGACUCAUGAGAUAGGCAUUGGAAUAUCAUUUGCUACAGCCAACCCGGUUGCUUGGAUCGCAGCGCUGCCCAGGAGGCGAGGGGAAGCCUGUAAGCCAAGUGGCGUUCACACAGAUUAUACCCAACUAGCUGUAUUAUUACUGCUCGCUGUAUAUAGCAGCCAUGUCGAAUAACGAAUGAAAACUUGAUGUACGAACUUUUUGGAGCCUUUGAAGUCGGUGCAAGCUAUUAAUAUGUCGGCUUGCUUCAUACAGCAAUGCCAAGGUAUCCGCCCGGCUAGGUACCCCUAUGAGCUGCUGCACUCCGGAAGCGAGCGCCCGUCCCCAACCCCACUACAUUCGGGGGCGAUCUACCAUUAUUAAGGGGUCGAUAAAAGGGAGGCGGUGUAGGUGAAGGAGAAGGGGGUCCGUAUUGAUAUGGAAUCAGUAACAUACUCUAAUACGAAUUUGUCAUCCGCUCCCGGAGGAUAGCUGUUGGGGAGGCGAUAUUACGCCACAUCCUUUAUAACAUUUUAAGCUGUGAGAUUUCAUCAUACCUCUUAUGCUACAGUCAUGAAGGGCGCGCCCUUCCUACAUGUACUAUUUGGAAGAUUAACUUGAUUAUAUUGCUGAUGAGGCAAUUGUGCGCGUGACUCGAUG
Messenger RNA from Hypoxylon trugodes, 4625 nucleotides. RefSeq lists its product as uncharacterized. NCBI's taxonomy places the organism in Eukaryota, Fungi, Ascomycota, Sordariomycetes, Xylariales, Hypoxylaceae. The record is from RefSeq and is a predicted model, not a curated record. The transcript is spliced from 3 exons. The coding region runs from base 405 to 3905 and encodes 1166 amino acids. Gene Ontology annotation, molecular function: ubiquitin protein ligase activity. Gene Ontology annotation, biological process: protein polyubiquitination.